This is a messenger RNA of Sinocyclocheilus rhinocerous, 835 nucleotides long. RefSeq names its product gastrula zinc finger protein XlCGF49.1-like. The coding region runs from base 38 to 835 and encodes 265 amino acids. Gene Ontology annotation, cellular component: nucleus. The record is from RefSeq and is a predicted model, not a curated record. Gene Ontology annotation, molecular function: DNA-binding transcription factor activity, RNA polymerase II-specific. The transcript has a single exon. NCBI's taxonomy places the organism in Eukaryota, Metazoa, Chordata, Actinopteri, Cypriniformes, Cyprinidae. Gene Ontology annotation, biological process: regulation of transcription by RNA polymerase II.
CUGAAAAUGACACUAUCUUACUUUAAUUUUAGACCUGAUGGAAGAGAACGAGGAGAGUGAAGAACUGAGUGAAGCUGAGGAGAAACAUCAUGUCAAAACUGGUGAAAAAUCGAAGAGUCGAAGAAGAGUCCAAAAGUCUUUAACCUGCCCUCAGUGUGGAAAGAGUUUCUCACACAAACAAAUUCAAUUUCACAUGAAAAUCCACACUGGAGAGAAACCGCACACAUGUGAUCAAUGUGGGAAGAGUUUCACACAAAAAACAGGACUUAAGGAACACAUGAAAAUCCACACUGGAGAGAAACCAUAUACAUGUGAUCAGUGUGGGAAGAGUUUCAGUAAGGCCAACACCUUUAAAUUACAUCUGCGUUAUCAUUCUGGAAAAAGACCAUAUAACUGUGAUCAGUGCGGUAAAGAUUUUUUUAGGACAGAUGCCCUGAAGAACCACCUGAAAGUUCAUACACGGGAGAAGCCUCACAUUUGUUCUUUGUGUGGAAAGAGUUUUACUGAGCUGGCUGCUUUAAAAAAACACCAGAAAAGACACAGUGGUGUGAAGAAUCAUAUGUGCUUUGAUUGUGGGAAUGUCUUUUUUGAUAGUGCUCAACUGAGACGGCACCAGAGAACUCACACUGGAGAAAAACCUUACAAGUGUUCACACUGUGACAAGAGUUUCAGUCAGUCAGAACAUCUGAAAACACACGAGAGGGUCCACACUGGAGAGAAGCCUUUCUCGUGUGAUCAGUGUGGGAAGAGUUUUGCACGAAAAGGACACCUUAAGGGUCACAUGAAAAUUCACACUGGAGAGAAGCCGUAUCACUGCCUCUCACAGAAGAAGUGA